AUGGCUUCAAUCGCCCUCCGCCCAGCAACCCUCGCCGACAGCGACGCCAUCUCCAACAUACACUACGAAGCCCUCAACAGAUAUCACGUCUUCUACGCCGCCUUUUUCCAAAAACAUCCACGCGACAUCAUCCGCAUCGCAGACCGCGGAGCAAUCCAAGAUCCAGGGAGGACCGUGGUGGUGGCAGAGGAGGAGGGGGGAGAGAUCGUGGGGUUCAUAAUCUACCAGAUCGCGAACUCGAACUCGAACAAGAGCGACGAGGAUACAAGGGAUGGACCUCCGCUUUCCAUCUCGGAGCCGAAGGAGCACCUCAAGGAGUUGUGGGAUCGGUUCAAUGAGAGGAAUGCAGAGAUGGACAAGUGCAAGGAAGAAGCUAUCAAAGGACAGAAACACUACGGCACGUUUCCAUCUACAAAGGCUGUUGAAUGCUAUUUACUGACUUGUAGUCUAGAGGUACUCCAACUCAUGGUUCACCCGUCCCACCAGCGAAGCGGGGUCGGAGGCCGGCUCCUGAGCUCCGCGCUCGCCAAGGCCGACGCCGACUCAGCUCCGACCCUCGUCACGUCGUCGGCCGAGGGCCACGGCCUGUACCUCAGAAACGGAUUCCGCUCCUUGGGAAAGACGUGGCCGGUGGACAAUGCGCGGUGGGCGGGAGAAGCCGCAAAGCUCGACGAGAAACUCGGGCCUGAUUUUGUAGCGGCGUGCAGCGACCUUUACGAAGAGGAGGAUUGCAUGAUCCGGCAGCCCAGCUUCCGGAGGUGA
Molecule: messenger RNA, 762 nt
Organism: Fusarium keratoplasticum
Lineage: Eukaryota; Fungi; Ascomycota; Sordariomycetes; Hypocreales; Nectriaceae
Product: N-acetyltransferase domain-containing protein
Exons: 1
Coding region: 1-762 (253 amino acids)
Molecular function (GO): acyltransferase activity, transferring groups other than amino-acyl groups
Source: RefSeq, a predicted model, not a curated record